Molecule: messenger RNA, 515 nt
Organism: Calliphora vicina (urban bluebottle blowfly)
Lineage: Eukaryota; Metazoa; Arthropoda; Insecta; Diptera; Calliphoridae
Gene: LSm3
Product: U6 snRNA-associated Sm-like protein LSm3
Exons: 3
Coding region: 136-444 (102 amino acids)
Biological process (GO): mRNA splicing, via spliceosome; P-body assembly
Cellular component (GO): catalytic step 2 spliceosome; precatalytic spliceosome; Lsm1-7-Pat1 complex
Molecular function (GO): RNA binding
Source: RefSeq, a predicted model, not a curated record
AUGUCGGUUUUAUUUGUUUCUAAACAAUUUACUAAACGAACUGCGCUUUUAUUUGCAAAUUUUUAAUUUUUUCGUCAGUUCUUUUUCCAAAUAACUUUAAUAAUUUAUCUUAAUUUAAACUUUGUUUCAAAUAAAAUGACGACAGAAGAAGAACAAACGCAAGUUGUUCUGCCGGUAAAGGAGCCCUUGGAUUUAAUACGUCUCAGUUUGGAUGAGAAAGUUUACGUUAAAAUGCGUAAUGAACGGGAAUUGAGAGGACGUCUACAUGCAUUUGAUCAACAUUUAAAUAUGGUUUUGGGUGAUGCAGAGGAAACAGUUACGACUGUUGAAAUAGAUGAAGAAACAUACGAAGAAGUAUAUAAAACUACCAAGCGAACCAUACCCAUGUUAUUUGUACGAGGCGAUGGAGUUAUUUUGGUGUCACCACCCAUGCGUGUUGGUUAGAUCUUUUGUAACAAAUUGAAUUUUAAAUUAAUUUAAGUGAAUAAAGAUGAAAUGAAAAUAAACUGAAGAAA